Metschnikowia bicuspidata var. bicuspidata NRRL YB-4993 is the source of this 1416-nucleotide messenger RNA. Its product is annotated as pseudouridine synthase. The transcript has a single exon. Lineage: Eukaryota; Fungi; Ascomycota; Pichiomycetes; Serinales; Metschnikowiaceae. Gene Ontology annotation, molecular function: pseudouridine synthase activity; RNA binding. Bases 1 to 1416 code for a protein of 471 amino acids. The record is from RefSeq and is a predicted model, not a curated record. Gene Ontology annotation, biological process: tRNA pseudouridine synthesis; mRNA pseudouridine synthesis. Gene Ontology annotation, cellular component: nucleus.
AUGGUACUAACUUCUAGUGAGUGGAAGCCCUUGGUAGACGCCGACGGCAACCCCGUGGAGAAGUCCGAGCGCAAGCCCAAGAAAAAGGUGGCCUGUAUGAUCGGGUACUGCGGCACCGGCUACAACGGCAUGCAGAUCCAGAACAACCCGGACGUCAAGACCAUCGAGGCCGAGCUCUUCAGGGCGUUGAUAGCCGCGGGCGCCGUGUCCAAGGAAAACUCGACGGACUUGAAGAAAAACGGGUUCAUGCGGGCGGCCCGCACCGACAAGGGCGUGCACGCGGCAGGCAACGUGGUGUCGUGCAAGUUGAUCCUCGAGGACGACACGCUCGCCAAGGUCAACGCGGCGCUCCCCAGCCAGAUCCGCAUGUGGGGCAUCGAGCGCGUCAACCGCUCGUUCGACUGCCGCAAGAUGUGCUCGUCCCGCAUCUACGAGUACCUCUUGCCCACGCACAGCUUGCUCCCGCCUCGGCCCAAGUCCAGCUUGUUCAACUUGAUCGAGGCCAGCCGCGCCGAGCACCCGGGCGUGCUCCGAGACGACGCGGACCAGGCGUGGUGGCAGGCCACGCGUGCCGCGAUCUUGGCCAGCGGCGUGGCGCAGCACGAGCUCGAGCAGGUGUUUGAGAAGACCGCGGAGACCGUGUUCGACCAGGACAAGGCCGAGCUGCGGAAGGAGUACUACGACGCGGAGGGCGAGGUCAGCGAGUGGGGCCGGCUAGUGCGGAGCGUGCGCCGCGUGGAGAACUCGUGCCGACGCGGCUUCCGCAUCAGCGACGCCAAGUUGCAGUUGUUCCGGGACGCCAUGAAGCAGUACGAGGGCUCGCACAACUUCCACAACUUCACGUUGGGCAAGACCUACGGCGACCCGAGCGCGCAGCGGUUCAUGAAGGGCACGUCUGUGCUGGCGCCGUUCAUCAUCGAGGGCUCGGAGUGGGUCUCCAUCAAGAUCCACGGCCAGCUGUUCAUGCUCCACCAGAUCCGCAAGAUGGUGUGCAUGGCGUCGCUCGUGGUGCGGACGGGGUGCCCCAUCACGCGCAUCAGCGACUGCUUCGGGCCGGCCAAGAUCAACAUUCCCAAGGCGCCCGCGUUGGGCUUGUUGCUUGAGUGCCCGGUGUACGAGACGUACAACGAGCGCUUGGCCGAGAUGGGGUACAACCACCUCGAGUUCUCGGGCUACGAGACCGAGAUGAACGCGUUCAAGAUGAAGAACAUCUACGACAAGAUCUACGCGGAGGAGACCAAGGAGAACGUGUACCACGGCUUCUUCGAGUUCCUCGACACCUUCAAGGGCUCGGGCGCCACCAAGGAGGGCAGGCACAUCUUCGACUUCUUGGGCGCGGUGUUCAACAACCAGAUGGAGAACAAGGAGACCAAGAAGAGCUCUGCGCCGCCAAAGGCACCCGACAACGUGGACUAG